This is a messenger RNA of Antrostomus carolinensis (chuck-will's-widow), 406 nucleotides long. RefSeq names its product SH3 and PX domain-containing protein 2A. Gene Ontology annotation, biological process: superoxide anion generation. NCBI's taxonomy places the organism in Eukaryota, Metazoa, Chordata, Aves, Caprimulgiformes, Caprimulgidae. The transcript has 5 exons. Gene Ontology annotation, molecular function: superoxide-generating NADPH oxidase activator activity; phosphatidylinositol binding; protein binding. The annotation marks the transcript as partial. Gene Ontology annotation, cellular component: cytoplasm. The record is from RefSeq and is a predicted model, not a curated record.
AUGCAGCUUCUGGACAAGUUCCCUAUUGAAGGAGGCCAGAAAGACCCCAAGCAAAGAAUCAUCCCUUUUCUACCAGGUAAGAUCCUGUUCCGGAGGAGCCAUGUCCGAGACGUAGCUGUGAAGAGGCUGAAGCCCAUCGACGAGUACUGCAGGGCACUAGUUCGGCUUCCUCCUCACAUUUCACAGUGUGAUGAAGUCUUCAGGUUCUUCGAGGCUCGCCCAGAAGACCUUAACCCUCCAAAAGAGGACUAUGGAUCGUCAAAGAGAAAAUCAGGUGCUGAUGCUAGCUCUGAACCCAUGAUCCUGGAGCAAUAUGUGGUGGUAUCCAACUAUGAGAAGCAGGAGAACUCUGAGAUCAGCCUCCAGGCUGGAGAGGUUGUGGAUGUCAUAGAGAAAAACGAAAGCG